This is a messenger RNA of Erigeron canadensis, 2133 nucleotides long. Its product is annotated as probable CoA ligase CCL8. Bases 16 to 1815 code for a protein of 599 amino acids. The transcript is spliced from 17 exons. Gene Ontology annotation, molecular function: medium-chain fatty acid-CoA ligase activity. The record is from RefSeq and is a predicted model, not a curated record. Lineage: Eukaryota; Viridiplantae; Streptophyta; Magnoliopsida; Asterales; Asteraceae. Gene Ontology annotation, biological process: fatty acid metabolic process.
CACCGUUAAAUAGCGAUGAAGAAAUGCUACACAUUUAUUACAACAACCAUCCUUAAUCAUCACUACCAUCCUCCUAAUAUUACUAUCCAUUACAACACCAACAAGAAGAAAGCUUUCUUGUUCUUCAACUACUUUCUCACCCACCACUUUAACUUCACUUCCUAUCGUCAAUUUUCUUCUUCAAGUUGUGGAAAUUUCAUGGAAGUUGUAAAAGCUGUUGCAAGUCAUGGGUCUGCAUCUCAUGGAGGUGUUGCUCUCAAAGCUGAUGACAAAAGUUAUGGCUACAAUCAUUUAGUCUCUUCUGCUUGGAGAAUAUCUCUUCUGUUAUCCGGUCAUGAUCAAAAAAUUGUUGAUGGGACCACAGAGAAUAAAAGUCUCAACGGUGCUAGAAUAGGUGUCGUGGCUAAACCUUCUGCUGAGUUUGUGGCUGGAGUGCUUGCAGUAUGGUUAAGUGGUGGUGUAGCUGUACCUCUUGCACUCAGUUAUCCCGAAGCUGAGCUUUUACAUGUCAUGACUGACUCGGAUGUAUCGAUGAUUUUGAGUACUGAGGAUCACAGUGAGCUUAUGCAAAAAGUUGCAGCAAAAACUGCAGCUAAGUUUUCUUUAAUACCUGAUGUUCCAAGUAGUGAACCCAAUGAUGGUGUAAAUUUGAAAGAAAAGCAGUUCUCAAUUAAAGUUGAAGAUGAUGACCCAGCAUUGAUUUUGUAUACUAGCGGUACAACUGGAAAACCUAAAGGAGUUGUUCAUACUCACAGUAGCAUAUUAGCACAGGUGAAAACGUUAUCAAUGGCUUGGGAGUACACAUCAAAUGACUGCUUUCUACAUUGCCUGCCAUUACACCAUGUUCAUGGGCUCUUUAAUGCGUUGUUUGCUCCUCUCUAUGCAGGCUCCAUGGUCGAAUUCAUGCCUAAGUUCAGUGUGAGGGGUAUCUGGCAAAGAUGGCGUGAAUCGUAUCCAAAAGAUGGAACUAAGAUUGAUGAUGCAAUAACUGUAUUUACAGGGGUUCCAACCAUGUAUACCAGGUUGAUACAAGGCUACGAGGCUAUGGACCCAGAGCUACAAGUUGCUUCCGCUUCAGCUGGAAGCCAACUACGUCUAAUGAUGUGUGGGUCCUCAGCUCUACCUUUGCCUGUAAUGCAACAAUGGGAGACCAUUACAGGACAUCGACUAUUGGAAAGAUACGGCAUGACCGAGUUUGUCAUGGCAAUUUCAAACCCAUUAAAAGGAAUACGAAAAGGAGGCACUGUUGGAAAACCCUUUCCAGGCGUGCAGGUCAAGAUUCUUCCAUUUGAAGAUGGUAAUGAUGGAGUUGGUGAGCUUUGUGUUAAAAGCCCUUCAUCAUUUAAAGAAUACUGGAAACGCCCUGAGGUGACCAAGGAAUCUUUUAUAGAUGGCGGCUAUUUCAAAACUGGUGAUGCCGCUAAAGUGGAUGAAGAUGGAUAUUAUGUAAUUUUGGGACGUACAAAUGCUGAUAUCAUGAAGGUUGGUGGAUACAAGUUGUCAGCAUUAGAAAUUGAGGCAAUUCUGCUCGAACAUCCUGCCAUUUCAGAAUGUUGUGUGUUGGGAUUGCCAGAUAAAACUUAUGGAGAAGCAGUAACUGCUAUAAUUGUUCCAGAUAUUGAAAUAAAGAAGGUUCGUGAGAAAGAUUCGAAGCCUGCUAUUACACUGGAUGAACUCUCUGCAUGGGCAAAACAAAAACUUGCGCCAUACAAGCUACCAACCCGAUUAUUCUUAUGGGACUCGUUGCCUCGUAAUGCCAUGGGAAAGGUGAACAAAAAGGAGCUGAAGACAAAGUUAGCUGCUGAAGAACAGUAAACCAAUUUUAUCAUCGUCUAAAGGUGCAACAUAAUGAUGUUUGUAAUCUAUGUUACCAGCAAACAUCGUGCGUUCGUCUUAUCCCCAUGGUAUCAAGCAUUCAACUUCUCGGCUGUUAGUAUUAUCAGUCUUCAUGCUAUAAACAUCACAUUAUUAAUUUUAUUUAUAUUUUUUUGAACAGCACAUCAUAAACAUUAUUAUUAUCAUUAAGUUCUAAGAGAUGAUUUUAAAUUAAUGUGUUACUGUUAAAUACUCCUUACUAUGUAUGUGUACAUAGUAAUCAUUAUUUCAUAUAUUUAACUAAUUUUGUUUGCUGUA